GUCCGAGUGAACGCCGAAACUAGCCGAACUAGUACAAGACUGAAGAAAUCAAGAAACUAAAAAUCUGUCGUUCACCUUAGUGAUGUAAAUUUCGAAAAUUCAACAAAAUGAUAAUGUAAAAGCUUAAUAAGACAAUCUUGUUUUGAUUUUAAUUGUAUCUUAGUGAUAUUGUUUUGACUGUAACACCCAUAACUCUGUAUUUCGUCGACAAAGUGAGAGAGUUCAGUGCGAGUGCAAGGGUGGUAACGAGAAAUGUGAAGUAUCUAUGAAGUUCAGGAUUCUAAAGCCUUUUAUUUUAUACCUAUAAUAAUGAGCGGACGCCCUAGGACCACGUCAUUCGCCGAGGGCAGCAAAUCCGUUCGAAAGACAUUCGAUAAUCAGCCACCAAAACCACUAGGAGGGGUAAAAAUCAGCAGCGACGUGGAAACUCCUAAAAAGGCCGAGCUGCCUACGGAAAAGAAGGGCGCUGCGUCGCGCAAGGACGGCUCAAAGGUGACGACUGUGGUGGCGACGCCGGGGCAAGGCCCCGACCGGCCGCAGGAAGUGAGCUAUGCCGACAUGAAGCUCAUCGGUAACGGCAGCUUCGGCGUCGUCUACCAGGCCAAACUAUGUGACACCGGCGAGCUCAUUGCCAUCAAAAAAGUGCUCCAGGACAAAAGGUUUAAGAAUCGAGAACUUCAAAUUAUGCGACGGCUGGAGCACUGUAAUAUUGUCAAAUUGAAAUACUUCUUUUACUCUAGUGGAGAAAAGGCGGCAGUGCCCGCAGCAGUCAGUACGUUGUUAAGCGCAAUGCAGUCUAUUGAAGUCACAAAGGACGAAGUGUACCUGAACCUGGUGCUGGAGUAUAUCCCCGAAACUGUUUAUAAAGUGGCACGUCAUUACUCCAAAGAUGAACAAACCAUACCCAUUAGUUUUAUAAAGCUCUACAUGUACCAGUUGUUCAGAAGUCUGGCGUACAUCCACUCGCUGGGCAUCUGCCACCGGGACAUCAAGCCACAAAACUUACUCCUGGACCCCAAGACGGGGGUCCUCAAGCUGUGCGACUUCGGCUCCGCGAAGCACCUCGUGCGCGGCGAGCCUAACGUCUCAUAUAUCUGCUCGCGUUACUACCGCGCGCCGGAACUUAUUUUCGGCGCUAUAGAUUAUACCACUAAAAUCGAUGUGUGGAGCGCGGGUUGCGUAGUGGCAGAGCUGUUGCUCGGCCAACCCAUCUUCCCUGGGGACUCCGGUGUAGACCAACUCGUGGAAAUCAUCAAGGUCUUAGGCACUCCCACGCGGGAACAGAUCAGAGAAAUGAACCCAAACUACACAGAAUUCAAAUUCCCUCAGAUCAAGAGUCAUCCAUGGGCGAAGGUGUUCCGGGCGUGCACGCCGCCGGACGCCAUCUCGCUGGUGUCGCGGCUGCUGGAGUACACGCCGGGCGCGCGGCUGUCGCCGCUGCAGGCGUGCGCGCACAGCUUCUUCGACGAGCUGCGCGAGCCGGCCGCGCGCCUGCCCAACGGCCGCGCGCUGCCGCCGCUCUUCAACUUCACCGAGUACGAGCUCAACAUCCAGCCGAGCCUCAACGACUUCCUCAAGCCGCGCGCCUCGCCGCCGCAGGCCGACGCGGCCUCCGCCAGCCACCAGGCCGCCGGCGUGUUAGACCAGGACCCGCCCGGCGAGAACGCGGCAGCGAGCGGGCCGAGCGGCGGGUCGCCGGGCGCGUCGUAG
This is a messenger RNA of Cydia amplana, 1710 nucleotides long. It is a transcript of the gene sgg, whose product is annotated as glycogen synthase kinase-3 beta. The record is from RefSeq and is a predicted model, not a curated record. Gene Ontology annotation, cellular component: nucleus; axon; cytoplasm. Gene Ontology annotation, biological process: protein phosphorylation; negative regulation of canonical Wnt signaling pathway; signal transduction. Gene Ontology annotation, molecular function: ATP binding; protein serine/threonine kinase activity. Bases 310 to 1710 code for a protein of 466 amino acids. NCBI's taxonomy places the organism in Eukaryota, Metazoa, Arthropoda, Insecta, Lepidoptera, Tortricidae. The transcript has 11 exons.